AUGGAUUACGAAAAGAGCGCUCUGGGCACUGAGGUCCCUAGAUCCUCAUACCCAGAGACUCGCACGUCUAAUGACAACGAGUCAAACAUGAACACACCCCUGACACCUGUCAAAGCUCCGGAAUCUGAUACCAACCCGAGCAACGAUAGUGAGGUAAAGGACACCAACAUGGCCAAAAGACCUUACACGCAAAAGCGUACCACUCCUUGGCGACCAAAGAGGCUAAUUGGCCUGGUAUCACGAGGCGGGGUCCUUCGGAAUCAGCACACUCGCCGAGCGUUCCUCCGCCAGCAGAUGUUCGGGGGCAGACCAGAUCCAUAUCACUCAUGGUGCGGCGAUCCCUCAUGUAAGAAAGACGGACGGGUCUUUAUGAUGCCCCUCUCAUACCCCGUGAAUCAGGAGAAGUGCCACGAUGGGCUCCCCGUCGAGGACUACUUUCACGACCUCGCCGAAGCUAUGGUGAUCAUGCUCUUCCCAAGACUGAAAAGCCCCGAGGACAAGACCCGCAAGUGUUUUGAGAUCUUGUCAUUCAUAGACUCGCCGCCUAUUCGAUCCCACGCUUCAAGGGUGCUGGGUGGGUUUGUAUGGCUGGGUGUACACCCCACCGACAAGCAAUUCGAGGCGGCACUUAUCCGCGCCCGGCCAGUGUUCCUGGACCUCAUGUUUGGCGUCAAGACGGCAGAAAGGGUGGAGAAGGUACACAGUUACCUAACUGCCAGACGGGCACAGUUCAAGAAAUGGACUCUGCACGACUAUAUCCUCCGAUUUCUCAUCUCGGCCGAGCUCUGGCGAGUGCACGAGACGCCUCGGAGGGAAAGCUGGGUCAUCGGAUCCCGCGAGGCCGUCGGUGAGUUCCUUACGGCGGUCCUCCUCAGCUACCGCCAGCUGUUUAUACGACAGUGCCUGGUUACAAAGGACAUCAAGCUAGAGGAGGCCUGGGAUCAGAUCUGGCAGGAGUGGCUGGAAAAGUAUCCAUCCCCAAAGGUUCUCAAGGAGGAUGACGCCGACGACUUUAAACUGAGGGAGAGGCAGGAUCUGACAGAGAAGGAUGUGCUUGAGCAAGUAGGGUAUCUUGGAGGAAUUGGAAAGGGCGGGGGAACUUACACACCAAGUAGGAACAGACCAGGAGAGCCAGAUCAGACCGUGUACUUCAUGUAA
Molecule: messenger RNA, 1158 nt
Organism: Fusarium keratoplasticum
Lineage: Eukaryota; Fungi; Ascomycota; Sordariomycetes; Hypocreales; Nectriaceae
Exons: 1
Coding region: 1-1158 (385 amino acids)
Source: RefSeq, a predicted model, not a curated record